CUUGUCUGCAUAAUCGAGUCAAACGUGGUCCGACUUCUUUCGGUUUCUGAAUUGUGGGUAAGAAUUGGCAUAGGACUGGUCCAACCCGAUCAAAGCCUGGUUCAGUCCGCUUCCCCGUUUUACUUAGUAUUAUCAGCUCGGUUCGGCUCAUUUACUCGGACUAAACCCCUUUUUUUUUACCAAACCUAACGGGUUCGUGUAUCUGUAUCCGAAAUCCGAAAUCUUCUUUUGACCCCAAGUGGAACGGUCUUUUCACCCCAAGUGGAAUGGCCGAUGGCCCGAUGCGGUGCGGCUAUCCGGUUAUGGUCUCCGUCUCUACCUCCUAAGCCCCCUCUCCCCAUCGUCAGCCUGGGGACGGGUCACUCUCGUCCUAGAAAUGGCCGUCUUCUGGUCCGCGACGCUCUCCUGUUCUGGAACCUUCGGGUCUUUUCUUGUACACUUCUACCGCUUUAUAAUAAAAGGGCCCUUCGGGCAAGUUCGCCGCAUUCUUUGUUUCACGACUCCCUGGCUCUCUCUCUCUAUCUCUGACUUUUACGCAGUUGCUUUUGGAAAUGAGUCGUCACCCUUCAGUGAAGUGGGCACAACGAUCUGAUAAGGUUUACAUCACCGUUGAGUUGCCUGAUGCAAAGGAUGUGAAGCACAAACUUGAAGCGGAAGGAAAGUUUUUGUUUAAUGCGACUAGGGAUAAUGUCGCCUAUGAAGUUGAUCUUGAGUUGUUUGACAAAAUUGACGUUGAGCAAAGCAAAGCGAAUGUUGGUGUGAGGAGCAUCAUCUAUGUGAUACAGAAGGCUGAGAAGAAAUGGUGGAGCAGGCUAGUAAAGCAGGAAGGCAAACCACCUGCAUUCCUGAAAGUGGAUUGGGACAAGUGGGUGGACGAAGAUGAUGAGAAGGGUGGAGCAGAUAUGGACUUUGGCGACAUGGAUUUCUCGAAGCUGGCCAUGGGUGGUGACGAUUUCGAUAUGGAUCUGCCUAAGGAUGAUGAAGAAGAAAACGAAGGGGAAGAAGAGGAGACGAAGGAGGAACCUGUUUCGUCGGCUACUGAUGAAGCUAAAGCUUGAGUGCUUUUCUGGAACCUUGGGAACCCUGAGAACGAAAUGAAGUUUUUUAUCCUCUGUUGCGCCCUCUUCCUUUAGAAUGCUGCUCAUUCCUGUGGUGUUAACUGUAGAGAAUUCUGAUAUUGGGCUUCUGAAAAGUUUUGGAUCAUGAAUUCUAUGCGAAGUGUUUCGUUCCAAGAACCUGUUUCGUCGGCUACUGAUAAAGCUAAAGCUUGAGUGCUUUUCUGGAACCUUGGGAACCCUGAGAACGAAAUGAAGUUUUUUAUCCUC
Nymphaea colorata (pocket water lily) is the source of this 1325-nucleotide messenger RNA. RefSeq names its product co-chaperone protein p23-1-like. The record is from RefSeq and is a predicted model, not a curated record. The coding region runs from base 552 to 1058 and encodes 168 amino acids. NCBI's taxonomy places the organism in Eukaryota, Viridiplantae, Streptophyta, Magnoliopsida, Nymphaeales, Nymphaeaceae. Gene Ontology annotation, molecular function: Hsp90 protein binding; protein-folding chaperone binding. Gene Ontology annotation, cellular component: cytosol; nucleus. The transcript is spliced from 6 exons. Gene Ontology annotation, biological process: chaperone-mediated protein complex assembly; protein folding.